CGGUGAAUAGCGCUCAGCGGGGAUUCAGCGACCGACGGGGGAGAACCAUUCUCAGCGAGCAGCGCGAGCAGCCGCAGCGGGACAGAGUGAGAUGCCGAGCCGCGAACAUUACACAAGCGAAGACGCGACAAAUCACACCUUUAUAGGAUUCGGACGAAGGAUUGGACACUACUUUUGGAGAAACUCAUUUUUGUAUUCGGGACUUGAAAAAGAAGUGACGGUAUAAACGCAGAAGUGUCGGAAUCAGAAUAAGCGCAUCUCGGAUCUUUUGCUUUCUACUGUCACGGAGGAGUUAAAAGUCCAAGGAGGAAUCCUGAAUGGAAAAAACAAAGAAGAAGAUGUGAGACUUUACAUGAAAUCCCGCUGUUUGAUUUAUAUCGCUUCAAAAUGCCAGAUGUUGGAUUAUUGCAUUUGCUUCAACUUCAGAGAAAGCAAAAGAACAUGUGUAACCUGACUCUCUGUGUUUUACUCCUCCUGACGUGUUCCUGCUCGCCCUUAUCCUCAUGUCCUGCCCAGUGUUUGUGUGAAACCACGGUGGUGAACUGUGUUAGCCAAGACUUGAGCUCCAUCCCACAGCCCCUUCCAGAAAACAUCACCGCGCUUAACAUCAGUGGAAACGAUAUAAGGAAUCUGAACAAUGAGUCUUUCCCAAGGCCGCUGGAACAUUUAACACACCUUUAUGUGUCUGGAAGCCAAGUGGAGGAAUUGGACUCCAUGGUGUUUAAAAACGUGCCAAGUCUGCGUUUAGUUGACCUCAGCAACAACAGGAUUUCACAGUUCAGCGUUGAGGCUUUACCUCAAGACAACAAGAUCGAGGUUCUAAACCUCAGCAAAUCCUUAUACAAUCACUCCUACAUCGGUGUGUUUGCAGAUCUUUUCAAACACAGCCUGCCUAAGGUUUCCCAUCUUGAUUUGUCCAAUAAUGACCUGGUGCUCCUUCCAGAAGGCAUAUUCACAGGUUUGUCGGACCUCACUGUUUUGGAUUUGAGGAACAACUCCCUUGUUACAAUCAGGAAUGAUACGUUUUGGAAUCGGGCACUUAAAGAGUUGGACUUACGAGACAACGCGUUGAAAGUCCUGCCCAACGUGACCCUAGAGGAGCUCAGUUCGAUCCCUGAUUUGCGAGUUAGACUCGCAGGAAACCCCUGGCGCUGUGAUUGCAAUAUUGAGGACAUGUUGAUUUGGUUGGAGAGACAUCAGUUUGUGGUAGACAGAUUCAACCUAACCUGUUCUGACCCGGCUAGACUAAAAAAUGCCCCACUUUUAACCCUGAAACAAUCACAGCUCUCGUGCUGGAGCAACGCCGGAGACGCUAUGGACCGUGUGCUGGAGCCUUCCUAUGUGUUCUUGGGGAUGGUUCUUGCCCUCAUUGGGGUCAUCUUCCUUCUGGUCCUUUACCUUAACAGGAAAGGGAUCAAGAGGUGGAUGUACAAUAUCCGUGACGCGUGCAGAGAUCAUAUGGAGGGAUACCAUUACAGAUACGAGAUCAACUCUGACCCGCGGCUAGCCAACCUCAGCCUCAACUCCGAUGUGUGACGAGACACAUUUGGAGAACUGACUUGCACAACUGGCACGCAAUGAUCAGACGCUAGCUUUGCAUGAAUACAUAUAUAACUGUAGAGGUUUGCAGUGACAUGCAUUCUUUUUCACCGGAUAGGACGUUAACUGGAUUCUGCAAGCGUCAACCCUGUUAUGCUCGCUGCAGGCUCAUUCAUAUAUGCUGG
This is a messenger RNA of Sinocyclocheilus anshuiensis, 1724 nucleotides long. It is a transcript of the gene tpbg, whose product is annotated as trophoblast glycoprotein. Gene Ontology annotation, biological process: negative regulation of canonical Wnt signaling pathway. The record is from RefSeq and is a predicted model, not a curated record. Gene Ontology annotation, cellular component: plasma membrane. Gene Ontology annotation, molecular function: protein binding. The coding region runs from base 388 to 1536 and encodes 382 amino acids. The transcript is spliced from 2 exons. NCBI's taxonomy places the organism in Eukaryota, Metazoa, Chordata, Actinopteri, Cypriniformes, Cyprinidae.